UUAUGAUUUUAAAAUAUUGCACUGAAAGUUUUUGUUUUGUAAAAAUAUUAAGUGGAUAAUAUAAAAUAUAUUGUGAAAUUUCAUUGGACUUAUCAAGAUGAAAUUGAAUACAACACUUCUAAUAUGUUUAUUUUUUUCAUCAAUAAUUGCCAUUAAGGCCUCCAGAAACGACGAAGAUGGCGACGUGGACGAGACAUUCGAGAUAUCAAUGGAACAAAACGAAGAUAACCAAAUAGACGAGGAAACGAACGGUGCAGACGGCGAGAUCGAAAUCGAACAGAAUCAAUGUGUGGAAUUUAUGCCCAGCGAUAGACUGGCGUUGGUGGAGCGUAGUCUGCCGAAAAAUAAGAAGGCGUUCGUAGGUGAUGGCAUGGCGAAAAAGACGUUGUGUAAUACGUUUAAGGAGUCGAUGAAAUCGAGAGCUGCGACGAACGGUUUGGAAAACCUGGAACGUGAGUGGCUAACGAUGAUCGCGGGCCCGGAAGCGGAGCGGUUGGUCGACACGUUCGGCGGGAACUUCAAGAAGUUCGUCACGUCGCCCAACGGCGCGGAGAUGGCCAACACGGUGACGUCCACGUUGCACUCGUUGUUGGCGAGGGCCGGCGCCGAGACCCGGCACUCCGGACUCGGCGAAGUCAUCUCAAUGAUCAUUUCGCUGUUCCGGUCACCGGAAAUGCCGGAAAUCGUGAACCUCACGGGCGGACUGAUCAUCUCGGCCGUGAACAAAGAAAACGGGUUGGCGGUCAUCCACCAGUUUUGGGUAGAAGUCCAGAAACUGUUGGACGUGAAGAACGUCAACCGUAAGGUGCAGACCGCGUUCGACAAUCUGUUAACCACGAUGAACGAGUUGGCCAAAAAGCAGCCCAGGAACAAAAGCGCUCCGGUCUAGAACUAAUAUUACGCUCGUCCCGCAUACGUUCUUCUAGCCGCCGUACCCACCCAAACACAUAAGCACGUCACGCACACGCACUCAGAAACACUAACGACAAACGUCAAAUCCGAUCAUGCAUUGGAACUUUUACGUAUCUACCAUGUACGGUGUGCAGUGGUCAUUUUACAGUUAGAUAAAAUAUCAAUCAUGCGAAUCACCGUUUUCAUCAUUCUCAUUUGUCAUUACUAUUAUAUUUUGAUUUUUUUUCGUA
Sipha flava (yellow sugarcane aphid) is the source of this 1142-nucleotide messenger RNA. RefSeq lists its product as uncharacterized. The record is from RefSeq and is a predicted model, not a curated record. The transcript is spliced from 2 exons. Bases 98 to 889 code for a protein of 263 amino acids. NCBI's taxonomy places the organism in Eukaryota, Metazoa, Arthropoda, Insecta, Hemiptera, Aphididae.